Messenger RNA from Pisolithus orientalis, 933 nucleotides. RefSeq lists its product as uncharacterized. The transcript is spliced from 9 exons. The record is from RefSeq and is a predicted model, not a curated record. Bases 1 to 933 code for a protein of 310 amino acids. NCBI's taxonomy places the organism in Eukaryota, Fungi, Basidiomycota, Agaricomycetes, Boletales, Pisolithaceae.
AUGAAGCUCAACUGUGCCGUCGAAAUUCUUCCUAUGACUUGUCGAUGGCUGAAUUCAGGAACCUGGACGCGAUUAGUGGAAAACUUUCGAGCAAGGUGGUGGUUCUGGACGGAUGGCGUGCGAGUCUGGACGCAUCGUGCGUGGCUUGCAACGAAGGUAGUUUUAGUCUGGCACGGGAAGGCUUGCAUUGGCAUGAAUAUCGUGGCCAAGGGCCCUGGGACUCGUGGGAUACUGCCGCGGAAACAGAUUUGUGUGGGCCCAGCGCAUGCGGCGAAUGUCAAAUUCAAAAUAACGCCGCGAUAUGUCCCCACAGCGUUUCAACUCUGGCAGAGUCCGCGAUAUGACCCCGUUUUGAUAUUUGAGCGCUGGAUCGCAGGCCCCGGUCCCUGGUUUCAUCCCUACGCGAGGGUGAAGCCCUCUGCUCGCGAGAGAGCAAUGGCCGCUCGGUACACCUCUGACCCUGAUGGCCUUUUUUCUGACGAACAACGCAUUAUCUCUUCGUAUCAAACUAUGGUCGCGGACUCAGUGAGGAAUCACUCUCUCAUUAUCGCACGGGGCCUGGAUAAUGCUGUCAACGUCACGCACUCUGUUGAUACGCAUCUCCGGAACCUGAGCGUGUCCACUCUGGUGGCAGACCUAGCGGUCUUGAUGUGUCGAACGCCGUCCCCCACCGGUCGACAUUACUCCUCGCUCGCUCGCUAUUUCCUUUGGUUCUUCUCUGCGUCCGACAGCAAUUGGAGCGCCCCCGACCUCGAAGGUGCCUCCACCGGUAGGAAUGAUGGCAAGGGGAAUGUAGCUCAUACCGGUGCAAUGGCGAGGCGUGGUUUCCUUACCGUGACGCUCGAAUGUCCCUUUACCCAUCCCCAUGCGCGUUUCGUUCCCCUGGUGCAAAAUUCUCAGAGAAAACCGUCCAUUACCAAGACAGACCCCUAG